AUGGCCUCCUCAUCUGGUGUAGGGUCGUAUUCGAACCCCUUGAAGAAGUUCAAAUUGGUAUUCCUCGGAGAACAAAGCGGUGCGAAUCCCUUCCCCUCGCUCGGAAAAACCUCUCUGAUCACCCGCUUCAUGUACGACUCCUUCGACAAUACAUACCAGGCUACCAUCGGCAUCGACUUUCUGUCCAAGACAAUGUACUUGGAAGAUCGCACCGUCCGCCUUCAACUCUGGGACACGGCCGGUCAGGAACGAUUCCGCUCCCUCAUUCCAUCCUACAUCCGUGACUCCAGCGUAGCAGUGGUGGUCUACGACAUCUCAAAUGCCAAAUCAUUCCAGAAUACCCGAAAAUGGAUCGACGACGUCCGAGGGGAGCGUGGCAAUGACGUGAUCAUCGUUCUCGUGGGCAACAAGACGGAUCUGAACGAUAAGCGCGAAGUGACCACUGCGCAAGGUGAAGAGGAAGCUAAGAAGAAUGGUCUGAUGUUCAUCGAGACCAGUGCCAAGGUCGGCCACAACGUAAAGCAACUUUUCCGCAGAAUCGCCCAAGCUCUUCCGGGAAUGGACGGUGAGGCGAAGCAAGGAGAGAGUACUAUGAUCGACGUCAAUAUCCAGCCGAAGGAGACGACGAACAACGACAGCUGUGCCUGCUAG
This is a messenger RNA of Penicillium chermesinum, 651 nucleotides long. RefSeq names its product Rab family GTPase YPT6. Bases 1 to 651 code for a protein of 216 amino acids. The record is from RefSeq and is a predicted model, not a curated record. NCBI's taxonomy places the organism in Eukaryota, Fungi, Ascomycota, Eurotiomycetes, Eurotiales, Aspergillaceae. The transcript is spliced from 5 exons. Gene Ontology annotation, molecular function: GTP binding; GTPase activity.